Molecule: messenger RNA, 2243 nt
Organism: Manis javanica (Malayan pangolin)
Lineage: Eukaryota; Metazoa; Chordata; Mammalia; Pholidota; Manidae
Gene: NDRG2
Product: NDRG family member 2
Source: RefSeq, a predicted model, not a curated record
CCAGCUUCUCACGGAGCAGCCGGAGAGCAGGCUUCGGGACGCAGCAGAGAGGAGGUACCAGGACCCUGGGCGCUCCACAGCUGUAACUCCUGCGUCCUCGACCCUCUCCCCACCCUAGCCGGCCCCUCCAACAUGUAUUGAUUCUGGUUGAAGCCUAGAGAAGACAUGUUCGUUGGACUCCGGGGUACAGAUUAGGGAGGGUUAGUGACCUGCGGAGUGUUGUGACCCAGACCCCAGAGCCAGCAAGGAGAACCCUGACCCCAACCCCUCUGCGUCAGCCAAUAGGAACCCAGCCACCAUGGCGGAACUGCAGGAGGUACAGAUCACAGAGGAGAAGCCGCUGUUGCCAGGGCAGACACCCCAGGUGGCCAAGGAGGCCGAGUUAGCUGCCCGAAUCCUCCUGGACCGGGGACAGACUCACUCUGUGGAGACACCUUAUGGCUCUGUCACUUUCACUGUCUAUGGCACCCCCAAACCCAAACGCCCAGCGAUUCUCACCUACCAUGAUGUGGGCCUCAACUAUAAGUCUUGCUUCCAGCCACUGUUUCAAUUCGGGGAUAUGCAGGAAAUUAUUCAGAACUUCGUGCGGGUUCAUGUGGAUGCCCCUGGAAUGGAAGAGGGGGCUCCAGUGUUCCCUUUGGGGUACCAGUACCCGUCUCUGGACCAGCUUGCAGACAUGAUUCCUUGCAUCCUGCAGUACUUAAACUUCUCCACAGUAAUUGGAGUUGGUGUUGGAGCAGGAGCCUACAUCUUAUCACGAUAUGCUCUUAUCCAUCCAGAUACUGUCGAGGGUCUUGUCCUCAUCAACAUCGAUCCCAAUGCCAAAGGUUGGAUGGAUUGGGCAGCCCACAAGCUAACAGGUCUCACCUCCUCCAUUCCGGAAAUGAUCCUUGGACAUCUUUUCAGCCAGGAGGAGCUAUCUGGAAAUUCUGAGUUGAUACAAAAGUAUAGAAAUAUCAUUACAUACGCACCCAACCUGGAGAACAUUGAGCUGUACUGGAACAGCUACAACAACCGCCGAGACCUGAACCUUGAACGGGGAGGUGCCGUCACCCUCAAGUGCCCCGUGAUGCUGGUGGUAGGAGACCAAGCACCCCAUGAAGAUGCGGUGGUGGAAUGUAACUCAAAACUGGACCCCACGCAGACCUCUUUCCUCAAGAUGGCCGACUCUGGAGGUCAGCCCCAGCUGACUCAGCCAGGCAAGCUGACUGAGGCCUUCAAGUACUUCCUGCAAGGCAUGGGCUACAUGGCCUCGUCCUGCAUGACUCGUCUGUCCCGGUCUCGCACAGCCUCCUUGACCAGUGCCGCGUCUAUUGACGGCAACCGGUCCCGUGCUCGCACCUUGUCCCAGAGCAGCGAGUCUGGGACUCUCCCUUCAGGGCCACCAGGGCACACCAUGGAGGUCUCCUGUUGAGUGACCCUUGUUACCCUGGUGUAGAACCCAGCCCUCACCUCCCCCAGCACUAACCUGGGAGGUGCAUAGGGCACUGGGCUGAAGUGAGCAAGGGAAGAUGGGCAGAUCAUGUGGGGAGACAACCUUGAUCUUUGAUUGCUACCCUAACCUUGACCUCUAACCUGUGAUUCCCCUCAGCUCCUGGGAGAGAUGUCCUAAUAUCUCUUAGGGACCCAGACCCCUAAAUUAUCCCUCUCCCAUAUUGUGGUGUCAAGUGGAGAGGGCAUGUAUCCCCUCUCCCUAAUCUAGGUGUCUGUAGAGAAGGGAAAAGAGGUUGUUGUACUUGUCCAUGGUGCCUCUGCCAGACUCUCCCUACUUAUCCUAUUGCAAGGGUAGGGGGCUGAGGCUCUGUUCACCAAAGCUGAUUUGGCUUCCCAUUAACCCUUCAGAUCCCUGAAGGAUGUGGGCAUAAGUGAAUGUGUGUCAGGGGAGGCUUGCUCGGGGGUUAGUGGUCCUCCGGAUGUAACAGAAAUAUCCAGUGUGUGAGAUGGAAGUUGGAAUGGGAGGUGGUGUGCAAUGAGCAAGUACAAGGAGGGACUGGAGCUCGGCCAGUAGGAGGGGCCUGGAGCCAUUGGCUGCACUAACUUUGGUAGCUGUCUAGACGGUGGUGUCUAGAGUGGGUGGUGGGAGGGAGCUAAGCUGGGGCAGGGUUGCUUGGGGUGUGGCAUAGGGGUGGGAAGGGCUACCCUGGGGGCUCUGACUACAGUGCCUUACAUGUAUGUGGAGGGUGCCCUCCUGUCUCCCACAAAUUCUGCUGUAACAAUAAACUGUAGAGGAAUCAGUACCACUA